Salvelinus fontinalis (brook trout) is the source of this 5495-nucleotide messenger RNA. Its product is annotated as potassium voltage-gated channel subfamily KQT member 1-like. NCBI's taxonomy places the organism in Eukaryota, Metazoa, Chordata, Actinopteri, Salmoniformes, Salmonidae. Gene Ontology annotation, cellular component: membrane. The transcript is spliced from 19 exons. The record is from RefSeq and is a predicted model, not a curated record. Bases 135 to 2375 code for a protein of 746 amino acids. Gene Ontology annotation, molecular function: voltage-gated potassium channel activity. Gene Ontology annotation, biological process: potassium ion transport; transmembrane transport.
AGCCUAACAAAGAGCGCUUUAGCCUCUGGGGUGGACGUGCCUCGUCAUUAGCUGUUUAUCUCCUCCCACCUGGACCUGUCUGACCUUUAACCCAGCCCCCUGCUCCUUUGAACCGGACUGUUCUCUUUGACAGUAUGAGCGAGGAGAGAGGAUGUCCCUUUCAACUGCUGAACCGUGCGCACAGAGACUACGGUGGUAGUGGUGGUGGAGGAUCCAAGACCUUCGGGCCAAAUUGUCAUGCCACCACCAGCCUUACCAACCCGGGACCGAGGCCCAUGGGUAGGAGCCAAGGCAUGGGCACCAUGGACAGUGACAGGUCCCUGGCCCUGGAUGAGGCUGCCGCUGCUACUGCUGACAGUACACGCUACUCUCCUGUUUCACUGAAACUGGAGCCCACAGCGGUGAAUAAUGGAUCAAACACUCCCUGCAGCGCGCAGACGGACACAAAGGACCCCCCGCUGCAGAUCGACGGCCGGCCCCCUGCCUACUGCCCUAACUCUCCUCUCCCUCCAGCCAGCCGGCUGCGCUCCACCAUACACUCCCAGAGCCCCUACGUCACCAAGACUAGCAUGCAGGGGGAUGUCUACAACUUCCUAGAGAGACCCGCUGGAUUGAGAUGCUUCCUCUACCACUUCUCGGUUUUCCUCUUGGUCCUGGUAUGCCUUAUCUUCAGUGUCCUGUCCACCAUAGAACACUAUGCCGACUUUGCCAGCGGAACACUCUUCGUGAUGGAGAUUGUCCUGGUGCUGUUCUUUGGGACAGAGUAUGUGGUGCGGCUCUGGUCUGCCGGCUGCAGGAGCAAAUAUGUGGGGAUCAAGGGACGACUCCGCUUCAUCAGGAAACCCAUUUCUAUCAUAGAUCUGAUAGUGGUUAUUGCCUCCGUCGUAGUGCUGGGUGUAGGCUCCAAUGGCCAAGUGUUUGCAACAUCUGCUAUCAGGGGAAUCCGCUUCCUCCAGAUUCUACGCAUGCUGCACGUGGAUCGUCAGGGAGGAACAUGGAGGCUUCUGGGAUCGGUAGUCUUCAUCCAUAGACAGGAGCUGAUCACCACGCUGUACAUCGGCUUCCUGGGGCUGAUUUUCUCCUCCUACUUUGUGUACCUGGCGGAGAAGGAUGCUGUGGACGAGGAGGGCAAGACUGGCUUCUCCAGCUACGCUGAUGCCCUGUGGUGGGGCGUGGUGACGGUGACCACCAUUGGCUAUGGGGACAAGAUUCCUCAGACGUGGAUAGGGAAGUGCAUUGCCUCCUGCUUCAGCGUCUUCGCCAUCUCCUUCUUCGCUCUGCCUGCAGGUAUACUGGGCUCGGGCUUUGCUCUGAAGGUGCAGCAGAAACAGAGACAGAAACAUUUCAACAGACAGAUCCCGGCUGCAGCCUCACUAAUCCAGACGCUGUGGCGCUGCUAUGCAGCAGAGAAACCAGAAGGCUGUCCCGCCACCUGGAAGAUGUAUGUCCUCACCGGAGACUACAUUCUCCCCAUUAACACUGAAAACAACAACCCAAACCUCAGAAACAAGCGCACCAAGAGGAAACUGAAGAUGGUUCGUGACAAUGGCUCCAUGACCAUCCUUGGAGCGAGGAAGAUGUCCAUUCCUCAGAUCACCUUCGACCACAUCGAAGAUAACGAUGAGAAGAAAGAGGUCCCCUUCUUUCUAGAAGAACCCAAAGGCAUCAUCCGGAUGUUCAGACAAACAGGCGUUCAGCACUCAUGGUCCUCUUUCAAUCUGAGCUGUCCUGCCUCUCCAGUUAAGAAAAACCUGGACGGGCCUUCCAUAGGCAUCUCCCGGGGCAACAGCUUGAGUGAUGACAUGGACUAUGUCAGCGAAGACGCACCUUUACCCGUGGUGACAGACGCAUCACAUUUGUUGACCAGCCCGUUCAUGGCAAAGGUCCAGGACUCAGUCUCAACUCACCACUUGAAUUCAAGAAGGUUGUCUCACGCCCAAAAAUCUGCAAUCAAAGUACUCCGGAGAAUGAAGUACUUUGUGGCCAGACAGAAAUUUCAGCAAGCGAGGAAACCGUAUGACGUGAGGGACGUGAUGGAGCAGUACAACCAGGGACACCUCACCAUGAUGGUCCGCAUUAAGGAGCUACAGAGGAGACUGGACCAUACGUUGGGGAAAGCAGGAAUGUUUCUGGCAGAGAAAGGUGUAGAUAAAGAAUACUACACUGUGGGAGCCAGACUGGUCCGCCUGGAGGACAAGAUGGACCAGAUGAGCCAUAAGAUGGAGGCGGUGCUGAAGAUCUUGGUGGACCAGUACAAACCCAAGGCAGAGCUGCUCCAGAGGGCCCCAGCCCCUCCACUCCCAGCCCCCUACAGCUCUCGCAUCAGCAUCAUGAGGCGUCAGAACAUGGGCGUCAGCUUGGACGAGGGACGGUGAUGUCACAGUGGGCAGACAGGCGCCGGGGAUGGAACCACCAGGGACCAGUAGGACCAACCGUGAGAUAUCAGUUGCAAUGUGAAGAUAAAUCAUUUAAAAAUUCAUUGUCAGCUGCUUGACCAGGAGGGCACAGACUCCAAUAAAGAAAAGGGAGCACUCUUCUUACCUUAUUAAAAAGAUGGUGUCGAUUGGCUACUUCUAGUGCCCUCUGUUUUAUAACCCCCAAAAUCUUUACAUCGCUGUCUUUGACCGCUGACCUUAGAGAGAGAACGUGAACAACUCAGCUCCUGCUUCUGUUCUCCUCUGCUGAAGAGGCGUGCUUGUAUGAAAGUGAGGGCUAUAGAGAACUCUGAGAGGGACAUGGCAGCAGUAUACUGACAGCUAGAGACAUACAGUGAUGCCGCCCAUCGUCCCUCCUCCCAUCAUGGUGAAUGGGCAUACGGGGUCCUCCUCUUCUUCAGAAGUUUCUUCUCUCUUUCUCCCUCUUUAAUAUCAGAACUAUGAAAACAUACUACACUCUUAGGAAAAAAGUGCUAUCUAGAAGCUUAAAGGGUUCUUCGAUUGUGCCCAUAGGAGAACCCUUUGAAUAACCCUUUUUGGUUCUAGGUAGAACCCUUUUGGUUCCAGGUAGAACCAAAAAGGGUUCUCCUAUGGGGACAGCCGAAGAACGCUUUUGGAACCUUUUAUUCUAAGAGUGUACUGAAACUUCCACAGCAUACAUUGUAGCAAAAGCAUACUUCAAUUCCCUUUUGUUUUAUAAGAUUAGCCUGACACUUUCACUACUCACUUUCACUAGCACAUUAUCACGUAAGAUAUGAGAAUGUAUUCAACUGUAUUCAUUCAGCGAGGCACAUUCAAGCACUAAAAUAUUAUUUCCAAGCAAACCAUCACACUUAUGAUAUUAUUUGGAGGUUGUGCAGUCAAAGCGGUAAAGCACUUGUUAAAGGGUACAGCACAGAGAAUGAGGAGACCAGCAGAGAUCAAAUCCUGAUCUUGGCACUAUUCAAACCAAAAUACAGCACCACUAUUUCUAUAUAGGCACCAAUUCAUCUCACCUUACAUUAUUUAGUUGCCGGCAUAUGUUUGUUAGUAGUAAUCGAGUGACAUAGAGAAGGACCAGGAGACUAUCUGUUGACUUUGCCCAGGGUCUGCCUCUGUUAGUGGCUGGGCCUAGGCUGCUGGAGCAAAGUAUAGUGGUGAAACAGCUCUGCAGGAACUAAUCUUCCGCUGAUUUACAGCUAUGGUUAAGCUAAUAAAAAUAGCAGAACAGUCGUGACAAGGCAGAACGCAGUAUUACAGAAAUACAGAGAGGGAAAGAACAGUACGGAGAGUUAUGGUACGAAGUUAAAGUUGACGCAACACCCCGUGCCAAGAUUUUCACUAGGAUAUUCCAAUGAACCACUUCACCCCACCCAUCCUUCUCAAUGCUAAAACACUUUCAUUUUCCCUCUUUGGACUUAAACUGCAGUCUGCAAUUUGUAAUUAAUUUGCCCCAUUAGAGCGCUGACUAUUUAUCUGUCUAUUGCUAAUUAAGUGCUGAAUUCCUGGUAAGGGAAGAUAGCAAUGUAUGUGAGUUGACUAAUGAAAAGAACACUGGAACAUGUGUGCAAUUUAAACAGUAGGCUUUGAACGGCUCACUCCAUAAUUCAGUGUGAAGGUCUGAAAUAUCAGGCUACUUCUAAGAGAGAGAGACGUACCAAGCUUCAGCUUUGACUUUAAAGCCCUUUAAAGCGUUGAAUAUAAUUAAUGUCUCUCUUUUUGUUCUCACUCCAUGUAUUUGUCGUACGGCCAGGACCCAGCUGGGUUUAGCCAGUUGAAAAUAGAAAACAAUAACUAAGCUAUGUGUGCAAUCCCUUCCAUAAUUAUAGUGUGCACAUUCCUCGAAAGAUGGCAACACAGAGGAGGGGUGAAACGAGAGAGAGGGGGGAGGAAGAGAAAAACACUGAACUACUAGUAUAUAUACUGAACAAAAAUAUAAACGCAACAUGCAACAAUUUCAACGAUUUUACUGAGUUACAGUUCAUAUAAGAAAAUCUGUCAAUUUAAAUAAAUAAAUCAGGCCCCAAUUUAUAGAUUUCACAUGACUGGGCAGGGGCGCAGUCAUGGGUGGGCCUGAUAGGGAAUAGGCCCAGCCACUUGGGAGCCAGACCUACCCUCUGAGGAGCCAGGCUCAGCCAAUCAGAAUUUGUUUUCCCCACAAAAGGGCUGUAUUACAGACAGAAAUACUUAUCAGUUCCAUCAGCUGUCCGGGUGGCUGGUCUCAGACGGACCCGCAGGUGAAGAAGCUGGAUGUGGAGGUCCUGGGCUGACAUGGUUACACGUGGUCUGCGGCUGUGAGGCCGGUUGGACGUACAGCCAAAUUCUCAAAAAACGACAUUGGAUUCGACUUAUGGUAGAUAAAUUAACAUUAAAUUCUCUGGCAACAGUUCUGGUGGACACUCCUGCAGUCAACAUGCCAAUUGCACACUCCCUCAAAACUUGUGUUGUGUGACAAAACUGUACAUUUAGUGUGGUCUUUUAUUGUCCUCAGCACAAGGUGCACCUGUGUAAUCAUGCUGUUUAAUCAGCUUCUUGAUAUGCCACACCUGUCCGGGUGGCUGGUCUCAGACAAUCCCGCAGGUGAAGAAGCGGAUUAUCUUGGCAAAGGAGAAAUGCUCGCUAACAGGGAUGUAAACAAAUGUGUGCACAACAUUUUAGAGAAAUAAGCUUUUUGUGCAUAUGGAACAUUUCUGGGAUCUUUUAUUUCAGCUCAUGAAACAUGAGACCAACACUGUUGCAUUUACAUUUUUGUUCAGUAUGUUUUAUUAUUUUGCCGUGGUUGAAGAUUUGGAAUAUGUAUUUUAUAUAACAGGCUGCUUUUUAAAGCCAGUUUCUUUGAGAUAACUGCUUCACAUACUGGCUGUUUGACCAUUCUCCUGUACAGUUUUAUAAGAGUUGUAAAUAGCAACAUUGACUUAUAUUUAUUAUCAUGUGGAACAAACGAUCAACCUGGGAAUACUCCUGGUCUGCAGAGUGAUGAUGAGAAAUAAAGAGAAGUGUUGUAAAAUGGAUUGGAAUGACUGUAAAUUAUAUUCACAACCCUCUGUAAAUCUGGUGUAAAUAAAAAUCCAUUUAAUUUCA